Molecule: messenger RNA, 1994 nt
Organism: Esox lucius (northern pike)
Lineage: Eukaryota; Metazoa; Chordata; Actinopteri; Esociformes; Esocidae
Gene: ncmap
Product: non-compact myelin associated protein
Exons: 4
Coding region: 1106-1567 (153 amino acids)
Biological process (GO): regulation of myelination
Cellular component (GO): Schmidt-Lanterman incisure; plasma membrane; paranode region of axon
Molecular function (GO): structural constituent of myelin sheath
Source: RefSeq, a predicted model, not a curated record
GAGGAGGCCAGUGUAAUUGUUUUAGGGGAGUUCCAUGUUCCACUGUCUUGUAUUACUUCCCUAUUGGAGGAUAGUGGAAGAAUCAGACAAAAUACAUCUGGGAAUGUCAAUACAAUUUAACUAGCGAGGACAGUGACGGACAUAAAUCUGUGAUAGUGUCACUGCGACCGGACGUCAUAUUGACGUCGUUGUGAGCCAGCUCAUUUUGCCAAUAUUUAUUGUUUAGCUUGUCCAUGAGAAUGGCUACACCAUUUCCUUCUCUUUCUAUUUUCAGUGUAAACAGCUUUCUACUUUCUAUUUAUGCAUAUCUGGUCAAGUGGGAAGUUGUGGGUUUGAUCUGGAAUGGGUCCAACAUUUCGGAGCCGUGAACACCUCCACAUAGAACGUUGUUUAGAAAGUUGCCCCGUCUUGCAGGGCAGUGGAUCACUGGUUCAAUCCCUCUGUGGUGAGGUGGACUUUCACUGGAGUAGCAAUUGUGUUAGCAGUAACACACUGAUGUUUUAUUACAUGAGGAUUACACGAGGCUUACUUGAUUGAAAGGUUUCUAACAAUGCUUAAAUUGAACUGUUGAUUUGGGUGUAAUACAAUGCAUUACAAUACAAUCACCUAAGGAUUGAUAUUAUUGGCGGUCUUACUGGGAAUUUGGAAAUUCCAUUGAUUUCAGGAAGUAUACAGAAAUUCCAGCUCUUUUAAAUGCUUCUCAAUGACAACACGCCUCUACUGUAAACAGUGUUGAAUCGCAUUGGAAACAGAGUCUAACCUGUGGUGAAAUAUUAGGAGAUAAUAAAGUUGUUUUUAGUGUGUGACGAGAAACCCGAAUAUUGCAGACGUCAUUCCCCCAGGCCCUGAAGAGCAGAACGACCAGCUGCACCUGUGCCAUUUUGCUGCUUCAGAAAUGCCUGCCUUUGAUUGACUGGUUCAAUAUUGACUCAGGCCAUUUGAUUAUGGAGGCUCAAUGUACCGUGUAGCGAAAGUCUAGCAACGCCAGUCUUUGAAGAAAAAAAUAAAAGGGAAACUAAACUGUACUGCUUCUCUUUCGGAAUACAAACAUAUUUGUUUGCUGAGGGGAAAUAAGAGGAAAUGAAGCUCACGGAAACUGUUGAAGAUGACUUCAACUGCCUCCCCUGUGACCAAAUUCACCACAGUGUCAUCCAAUGCCACCACCACCACCAAGUCCAGAGAACAAAUACUCACACAGAGCUCAGGGGCUAUGAUUGCCCUCAUCGUCGUGGCGAUCAUUAUCGUUCUAACCAUCCUGCUCGUUAUCCUAAAGACGUACAACAGGCGCACUCAUGUGUCCAGAGUGUUAGGAACCGUCUCCAAAGUUCCACCACGUCCAAAAAUGGCUUCUUCCUCUACAAUCCAUACCAGCAUGCCCUUGGGAAACCUACAAGACGGCUCUGCAUCCAGAAGCUUUGCUCAUUCAAAUAUUGAGUCUGGAAAUGGAUUCCGGCUACCUCGAGCUGAACUAAACAGCCUGGAGGAAAACAACUUGGAGCAGCAGAGUACAGUCAGCGAUUCGACAGUGGUCACCAUACAUGAUCCACCGUCAAUAGGAAAUACAUAGCAGAUCUCUAGCAUGUUGGACACAUGGUGAAGUCUGCAUGCUAUGUUGGAAAACAAAUAUGAACAAAGUGCAUAGGGAAGCAAUGGACACUAAGAUGGACAUAAACAUAUGCAUUUUUGACUACAGUGUUCAGGACUUGAAAAGAAUGAUUCUCCCCUCAGUGCAUUUGGGGCAGUGCAACCAACUUGAACUUGUCCUUGCUAAUUCUACUGUUGUGUUUCUGUCAAAGGUAGAUGUUGACACAUUCUUUAAUGAAUUCAGUUUAUUCUUAUGCAAGGUUUUUUUUAACAACGUCGUGGUUAUGGUUUUCACCAUACAGGGAAAAAUCAUGACAGUGUUUCGGAGAAAUGUCGAUACUGAACCACUGUGGAACUCCGGAAAGCAGACAGUUAUGAAUUUAUAAGUCCUAAUUAGUUUUAUAUCAAAU